Notothenia coriiceps (black rockcod) is the source of this 665-nucleotide messenger RNA. It is a transcript of the gene psma1, whose product is annotated as proteasome 20S subunit alpha 1. The transcript is spliced from 7 exons. Lineage: Eukaryota; Metazoa; Chordata; Actinopteri; Perciformes; Nototheniidae. Gene Ontology annotation, biological process: ubiquitin-dependent protein catabolic process. The record is from RefSeq and is a predicted model, not a curated record. Gene Ontology annotation, cellular component: proteasome core complex, alpha-subunit complex; proteasome core complex. Bases 69 to 665 code for a protein of 198 amino acids.
CACAGAGGAUGUGUAGUCCUAAGUGAGAGUCUGUGAGGAAUAGGGUGUAACUGAGUAAACCGCUGAUAAUGCAAGGCAACUAUUUUCGCAAUCAGUACGACAACGACGUGACAGUAUGGAGCCCCCAGGGCCGUAUUCAUCAGAUCGAGUACGCCAUGGAGGCUGUGAAGCAAGGCUCUGCAACUGUAGGACUCAAAUCCAAAACCCAUGCUGUCCUGGUUGCACUAAAGAGAGCCCAGUCUGAGCUGGCUGCCCAUCAGAAGAAGAUCCUGCAUGUCGACAACCACAUCGGCAUCUCCAUUGCUGGACUGACUGCUGAUGCUAGACUGCUGUGUAACUUCAUGCGUCAGGAGUGCUUGGACUCAAGAUUUGUCUUCGACAGACCCCUCCCCGCAUCACGCCUCGUCUCUCUUAUUGGCAGCAAAACUCAAAUCCCAACACAGAGAUAUGGAAGGAGGCCCUAUGGUGUCGGACUCCUCGUUGCUGGCUAUGAUGACAUGGGCCCUCACAUCUUCCAGACCUGCCCGUCAGCAAACUACUUCGACUGCAAAGCGAUGUCCAUCGGAGCUCGCUCUCAGUCUGCCCGCACCUACCUGGAGAGAUGCAUGGAGAAGUUCUCUGACUGUAAGACAACAUUUAUUUCACUGACAUUGUUACUUAGUUAG